AUGGAAGACAUCGAGUACAAGCUCGAGGCCGUCAAGGCCACGCGAGUCCCCGCGGAAGAUAUUGACAAGACCUUCCGCUCCAGCUGUAUUGACCUCGUGUCUGCUGCCCUCGGCGGCAAGGUCCUGGGUUUCUCAGAUCAGUGGUUCGCCGAAGCUUCGAACCUCAUCAACCCGGCUGCCCCUAUCCGCCAGCCGGGCAAAAUGGUCUACACUGGCGCCUGGUACGAUGGGUGGGAGACCAGGAGGCACAAUGCGGAGCCAUUUGACUGGGUUGUGAUCCGGCUGGGUGUCGCCUCGGGCACAGUUGAAGGCGUCGAGGUGGACACCGCAUUCUUCUCGGGAAACCACGCGCCGGCCAUUUCGGUCGAAGGGUGCUUCAGCCAGAAGGAUGAUGAGGUUCUGUCCUGGGGUGGGACCCGCGGCGGCUGGGAAACUAUCCUCGGUAUACAGGAGUGCGGCCCAAGUCAGAGAUUCGGCUGGAAGCUUGACAGUCCGACGACGAAGCAAUACACCCAUGUUCGGCUGAACAUGUAUCCCGACGGUGGUAUCGCCAGGUUCCGGCUGUUUGGACAUGCCGUACCCGUCUUUCCGGAAGACAAGGAGGCCAUUUUUGAUCUUGCGGCUGCGCAGAACGGUGGCGUUGUAGUGUCAUGCAGCGACCAACAUUUCGGGACCAAGGACAACCUGGUCCUCCCCGGCCGCGGCAAGGAUAUGGGGGAUGGGUGGGAGACUGCCCGGUCCAGAAGCAAAGGUCAUUUCGAUUGGGCCAUUAUCAGGCUAGGAGCCCCCGGAUACAUUCAGAGUUUCAUCGUCGACACGGCACAUUUUCGAGGCAACUAUCCACAGCAGGUAAAGCUGGAGGCCAUCGAGUGGAAGGGUGAAUCAGAACCGCCAGCGGAUGCCGAGGGGUGGGUGAAUAUGGCCGAACCGAUCAAGUGCGGCCCCGACCAGGAGCAUCCGGUUGAGAGCUUGGUGAAGAGUAGCCCGUUUACUCACGCGAAGCUCAUCAUGGUCCCGGACGGAGGCCCACCGUUUCCCAACGUAUCCGCCCAUGAGCCCAUAAAUCGCCGGGAUUCGGAUGGCGGCUUCGAUGCCGGCGUGGGAGGGCUGCCGCCAAAGAACAGGGUCCUGCCUGACGAUCUCCCACGGUCUCUCGACGACAGGCGGCACGUCCCGACCGAGUUGGUGCCUGAAACGGAGAUGUAUGAUGGAUGGCAGGGACAAUCCCAGUUCUUGACAUCGCCCAUAGUUGCGAAACCCCUGUCCUUCAGUGACUUGACGCUCGAGGACAAUUAUGGCGAAGAUCUGACGAAAGGCGGGCCAGACAGCGAGACCCGCCUGAUGGAGAUGCUCGCCGCCCAGGCUGCCCAUGCGGCAAGCGCCGCCUUCGACGACGAAGAUGCUAUCGCAACCGAUGAGCAGAGAUCAGAGGACGAGAAGCGAGAUAUCCUGCAAAAGACAUUCAUCAUGGCUGCGAGCAAUGGUAACGUCGAGUCGGUCAACAAAAUCCUGAACGGCAAGGCGAGACAGUAUGUCGAUAUCAAUGCGCCGGACGACGAGGGCACGCCCGCCCUGAUAUAUGCAAGCUGCUUUGGCCACGAGUCGGUUGUGCAAGCCCUCAUUGAUGCCGGGGCAGACGUCAACAAGCAGGACCGAAACCAGUGGAGCGCGCUGAUGUGGGCCAUGACAAACCGACACAAGGGCAUUGCAAAAGUGCUCUUGAAUAACGGUGCUUCGACAGAAGCGAAGACGUCGACGGGGCGGACAGCGUUCGACUUUGUCGGGCCCGACAGCGACAUGUCACUUUACCUUAGCGGAUAUGGGAUUGGGACCGCCGGAGCAGCCGACGACUUCUACAACCCGGGGUUCAGUCAGGAUAGGUUCGAAGAGGAGCUGGCCGAGAACGAGAUGCGACGGCGUAUGAUGAUGGAGAGUGCCCGUGACCUGGAAGUCGAUCUCGGGAAUGUGGGCAUGGAUGAUCAGCCCGAGUCACUGGAGGACCUUGAGGAGGAGCAACAGGAGUUUGACUGGUCGAGAUGUCUGCAUGACCAAAUGUUCGUCUUCCAAGAGAACGAGCUGGAGCGCAUCCUCGAUAUCGUCAUCACCAACAUGACCCCUCAGCGGUCACCGUCUCAGAAACCAGUGCCAGCAAACAUGAUCUUCCUGGGCGCGAGAUACGCGCACUAUCAUUCGAGUCAGGAGCUGCUCGCAAAGCUGCUCGUCACCGCCAUGGACAAGAUCAACUCCGUGGUAGAGAAACACCAAUGGGAUAUGACCAUCCUGGCGUUCUGGAUGUCAAACGCGACGCUACUACUACACUACCUGAAGAAGGAUGCUGGCCUUGUCGAGGCCACAACCGAGUUUCAGGCGCAGCUCGCCGAGCUGAUCAACGAAAUCUUCAUCCUUAUAGUCAGAGAUGCCGAGAGGCGCCUCGACAAAGUCCUGGACGUGGCCAUGCUGGAUCAUGAAACAAUACCGGGAUUCGAGGACAUCACAUUCCAGAACGAAUGGAAGAUCUUCAAGCGGAAAAAGGAGGUCAAGGAGGAACCUCUAGAGAAGCGGUUACGGCCGCCGUCUCCGAAGCAGAGAGCGAAGCCCUCGCCGCGCAACGUCACAUCACUACUCUCGUCAACGCUUUUCGUCCUAGACCUCUAUGACGUUCAUUCCGUCAUCACUGCUCAAAUCAUAUCACAAUUGAUAUACUGGCUCGGCGCGGAGCUCUUCAACCGCAUCAUGUCCAACCGAAAGUACCUAGCACGCACCAAAGCCAUGCAGAUCCGCAUGAAUAUCUCCACAUUAGAAGACUGGGCGCGCCAGAACAACCGCCAACCCGAACAUUACGAGAAGGGCGAGAUGAAAUCGAGCGGGGAGACGACCGUCGAAGCCGCCAGGCGCCACCUAGCACCCGUCAUCCAGCUGCUUCAAUGGCUACAGUGCUUCUCCUCUCUCGGCGCCGACGAUCUCGAAGCCCUCGUCGGUACUCUGCAGCAGCUCAGAGCCCUCAGCCCACAACAACUCAUCCACGCGGCAACGCACUACCGACCCGAAGUAGGCGAGAAGGGUCUCCCAAAGAGUGCGAUGAAGUACCUCGUCGCGAUCCAGAAGGAAGCCACUCUGCGGCGGGAAAGGAACCGCGCCGCGGCGGCAGCAGCAGCCGCUUCCUCCUCUCCGCCCGCUACCCCGGGCCGAUCGAUCAAGUCGAACGGUCACGGUCAAUCCACACCCGGAACGCCCAAACCCGAAUCUCCGUCAGCAGAGGACGACGCAGACGAAGCACCCGCGAACCUGCUUUUCGACCCGGCGCUGAUGCUGCCGUUCACCCUGCCGAGCGUCACGGACAUGUUGGUGAGUUACGGGGCCGGGUUUGGAGGAGUGAAUCGGGAGCGGGAGAGGAAGUACAUUCCGACUAUCCCGGCUGAGUUUUUAGAGAAGGUCGAGGCGGGUAUGGGGGGCUCCGGAGGCAAGAAGACGUCGUUGUAUGAGGGGAGGGAUUGGGAGAACGAGGAAGUGUAG
Molecule: messenger RNA, 3513 nt
Organism: Chaetomium strumarium
Lineage: Eukaryota; Fungi; Ascomycota; Sordariomycetes; Sordariales; Chaetomiaceae
Exons: 7
Coding region: 1-3513 (1170 amino acids)
Biological process (GO): allantoin catabolic process
Molecular function (GO): allantoicase activity; GTPase binding
Source: RefSeq, a predicted model, not a curated record